This is a messenger RNA of Papaver somniferum (opium poppy), 2611 nucleotides long. Its product is annotated as homeobox protein ATH1-like. Gene Ontology annotation, biological process: regulation of transcription by RNA polymerase II. Gene Ontology annotation, molecular function: RNA polymerase II cis-regulatory region sequence-specific DNA binding; DNA-binding transcription factor activity, RNA polymerase II-specific. Lineage: Eukaryota; Viridiplantae; Streptophyta; Magnoliopsida; Ranunculales; Papaveraceae. Bases 584 to 2287 code for a protein of 567 amino acids. The transcript is spliced from 7 exons. The record is from RefSeq and is a predicted model, not a curated record.
AUACACAAGCAAAGAGACUACCCUAUACAUUUAGGCUUCCCUUUGUGGCAAACUCAUUCCAUCUCCUUCACAGCUUUAAUCAAUCCAACAGCCUUCAACCAUUUUCCAUUACCCAAUAAAUAUUUUCAAAAGAUUUUUCUCUUCCCUCCUUGGGUUUUGCUUACCUCAUCUUUAUCUCUAUCUUCUAAACCUAGCACUGUUCACAGUACAACAACUCAGAGUCUUUUUUAUCUCUUAAAGCUUGUGAUGAUUGCAGAGAAAUGAAAGAACCCAAACAAGUUUCAGAAAGAAAGAUGGGGCCUUGCUCUUCAUAUCAAAAGGCUGCAAAAGAAAUGAGUGGCACUGCACCAUCAAGAGAGGUGUUGAGGAAGAAGAAACUGUAUCUUUGGUGGUGGUUCAUUUUGCAGUUGGCUUUAGCUUAUUCAGAGACUAAAUGCAGGUACAGUUCACCUGACUGAAUUGGGUAUAUAGUUGAAUUUUCUGACUGAGAAGUGAAGUAGCUAGCAACAGCUUCUUUGGUUGUGGAAUGUGAACUAUAUUAGUUGUUUAUAACAAGCAUAUUACCCAAACUGCACCACUAAGUAUGGAGAGGAACAUGUUCAAUCCUUAUCUUGGUGAUCGAAGUCCUACGGUUUUUGCUGGGAUGUCGAAUAUGUUCUCAAGUUCUCUGAUUCAGCCAGAUGCCGUAGAUCUUAACACCCACAGCCAGUUUACAGCUAGGUAUCCUUUUCUGUCAACAUUGAAUGGAGAAUCCAUCAAUGGUCUUCAAGUAACUGAGCAUGGUGGGAUUACUAAUACAGAAGCAUUGAGUUCUGCGAAUGUGCCACUGGGUAAUCAGGAAAAUUUCUUUGUUGGCGGAACAAGUUUAUUAGGUACUUCAGUUGCCAACCUUCUAGCUUCAAGAUCUGGUCUGCAUGAAAACCUCAACCAGUAUCAGAUGGAUGAAAGUUUGAAUGGAUAUCAGGUUGAUGACUUGAGAACAUUGGUGUCAAACAAUUGUCGUGACACUUCAAAUUCAUUGUUUACAAACUCCAUGAACUGUGGUUAUGGAGUGCAAAGAGAUAUAGAAUUCUUUCCAUCUACGAAAGAUGCUGAAAUGAACUGCCAACUCGCCACUAGAUGGGACUUCAAUCAGUUACUGGGUCCUCCAGAAUUUGCAGAAAAAUCUUCUGUAACAGUGGCAAGUAGUCUAUACGGCUUAAACAUCCCCAGUAAUGAGUUGUCGUUAACUCUUUCCACCCAACAGCCUUCUAUUGUUAACUUGCAAAAUAUUCCAGACCAAUGCUCAGAAAUCAGUUGUUCAGGAGUGACACAUGAUACAGUUCGUGAAAUUAGAGUAGCAUCAAAGCAAAAUGCUUCUAACAGUAAGGGUCUUACUAUGGGUUUCAGUUCUUAUCAUUCGGUUCAGCCGUCUGAUAUAUUAUCCGGCUCAAAAUAUUUCCAUGCAGUACAGCAAAUACUUACUGAGAUUGCACAUUAUUCAAUUGGAAAUCUUGAAACUGGCAUGGGUAUUGAUCCAAAAUUUUCUCUUUCGGGUGGCACUGUUGAUUGGAGAAUUUCGGACAAUAGGUCUGAUCAGUUUCCUUAUUCGUCUGGAGAAAUUAGAACUGGGAUUCAAAUUAAUUCCAAUUUGCAGAAACAGGAUAGCGAAGAGAUCAAAGCUCAUCUUUUGUCACUGCUGCAAAUGGUUGAUAGCAGAUACAACCAGUGCUUAGAUGAGAUGCAUACAGUUGUAUCAGCAUUCCACGCUGCAACUGAAUUGGACCCGCAAAUGCAUGCUCGUUUCGCCCUUCAAUCAGUCUCUCUUUUAUAUAGAAACUUGAGGGGAAGAAUUGCUAAUCAGAUCCUACGAGCUGGAGAAUGCCAUAGUGGUGGCUACCAUAGCGAAAAUAAUUCGCUAGAGUCUUCUUUCUUACAAAAGCAAUGGGCUCUGCAACAACAGUUAAAGAGAAAAGAUCAUCAGUCAUGGAGACCUCAACGAGGGUUGCCCGAAAGAUCUGUCUCAGUUUUACGAGCUUGGCUGUUCCAGAACUUUCUCCAUCCGUAUCCCAGGGACGCGGAGAAGCAUUUACUUGCAAUCAGAAGUGGACUAACAAGGAACCAGGUAUCUAAUUGGUUUAUAAACGCACGUGUGCGCCUCUGGAAACCAAUGAUAGAAGAAAUGUACACAGAAGUAAACAGUAGAAACGGUCACCAAAGUGAAGAAAGAAUCAAUAUCAAUGAUCCUAGGAGCCACAUUAGCAACAUUGAAAGUCAGGUUUUCCAAAUGAACCAAGUCUGUUUGUAAAUGACUUCUACUAGUAUUUAGAUCAUGGUUAGUGUAUGGAUGGUUCUUGAUGUUAUCACCAAAAACCCAUUAGUCCCUCUUUUUUUGGUUCGCGGUUGAGGUGAUAUCUUUUUUGGGGUAAUGAAUCUCAGUAUGCCAGUAUUUCAGCUAGUUAGAUGUAUUGUAAAUGUCUAUCAACCAUCCUCUUUGGUGUUUUGCAGUCAUUCAGAUUGGGAGUUAAGAUAUUCCUUGUGUGUAGAGGUAAGUUGUUUAAGUACCUGUAAUAUAUUCAGCUGCGAUUAUGUUCAAAUUUUUGUCGUGUCAUAUGGGAUCAAAUGAAGUGAA